Aspergillus caelatus is the source of this 2463-nucleotide messenger RNA. Its product is annotated as NDT80/PhoG-like DNA-binding family protein. The transcript is spliced from 2 exons. Bases 25 to 1800 code for a protein of 591 amino acids. NCBI's taxonomy places the organism in Eukaryota, Fungi, Ascomycota, Eurotiomycetes, Eurotiales, Aspergillaceae. Gene Ontology annotation, cellular component: nuclear chromosome. The record is from RefSeq and is a predicted model, not a curated record. Gene Ontology annotation, biological process: positive regulation of transcription by RNA polymerase II; meiotic cell cycle. Gene Ontology annotation, molecular function: DNA-binding transcription factor activity; DNA binding.
UCCUAAUUGAGUUUUACCCUUGUCAUGGAGGGCUUCGAUACUAUGGCUAUGCCCUACUUGGCCAGCCCACUAUCGCUCAGCAAUAUCCAGGGCGCCGACUACCUCAACUCUAUGCCUGGUAUGGAUCUUCCUGAUCAGCGCUCCAACUUUGACUCGGAGACAUUUGUCAGUGGAGAUGAUAUAGCCUUCCCCCAGACAGGUCUAUCUGCACCGCUAAAACGAUUUCCUUCGGGAUAUGAUGACCCUUUCACUGACAUGGUGGCGCCUUUUGAUCCCACGCCUGCAGAACAACAACACUCUGACUCGUCCAUCGACCAUAACAAUAAACUACUGAGCUUUUCGAUACCAGUAUAUAAUUUUACCCUGCUUGAUUACUCGCUACGGCGGACUUCAUUGUCACUCUCAGCCCAGUUGCAUGGCAUGUUUUUCCUUGCGGAGUCGCCUUGGACCACAUCCCCCGCAGAGAAUGCUCCGCCCCAGCAAGGUGCGGAGCUAACGUGUUACCGUCGUAACCUGUUUCAGAUCACGGGCUCCGUUACCCUCCCGCGGAGCUUGCGCUAUAUUAUGACAGAGCAAGGCGACCGUAUACCGAUUCUUGCACAGGAACUCACUGUUUCAGCAACCGAGUCUGUGGAAGGCAAUUCUGUCAAAAUCAUCUCUGUACCCUGGAAAACCCCCGCUGCGAAUGCGAAUCCUUCAACCGAAGACAGCAGCCACCCUACCACGACGCACAAUCCAAAUAACCCCAAGGUUGAAAAAGAACCUCCCGCGAUUCCCUUAGAUAUCAUGGCCGGUCAGGACCUAGAUACAGACUAUGCCACCUUCCCGAUAGCAUGGAAGCGACUCCAGUUUCGUGUGGCAACUGCCAACAAUGGGCGCAGAAAGGAGCUCCAACAACACUUCGUUGUUCGGCUAAAGGUCGUCGCAACUUUGUCUACGGGCACGAAAAUCCCCAUCUGCGAGGUGCACUCGGGACCCGUAAUUGUUCGGGGCCGCAGUCCACGCAACUUUCAAUCUCGCAAGGACUUGCCCUUGAGCGGUAGUGCUGCGGCGUCAAGAAAGAACGCGCAAGCUUCCCACUCGGCCAGUAUCAACCGUACGCCAACCAGUGAAACUGCUCCACGCUCUGGUCAGCCUUCAUCCAAGGCUAAGACUACAGGGAAGAGCAGUUCACCGGAGGCCUCGGCUUCGCAGGCCGGCGCUACUGCCCAACGGGCUUCCCCUGACUGGACACAGAUCCCCCAAUCUACAGGAGGUGCGCUUCCAUCUACAGCUCUACCUCGCUCAUCUAUCUAUUCACAAUCCAGUCCAGAAUACUCGCGGACAGCAGAAACUCAGCAACGACGUGCUAGUGCUAUAGCAGCCCCGAUAAAUUUGUCACUGCUUGAUGAUGACGGUGGUGGCGAUUCUUCUCGUUUGAAUGACUCUACCCGACCGACUUCCUCGUACGCCAGUGAGAUUCCGCAGAAGGUUAUAAAUACGGAGGGCUCGGCACCGCCGGCAAAAAUGCGAAAACUUUCGCAUGGAAUUUCACAACCACCGGCCAGGAGCACGUCAUCAUCAUUGCCCUUGCUGAACACUACUAAUAUGCAGCAACCUUUCGCGUCGACUCUGCCUUUUCCCAACGAGAGUGCCGAUUUAUUAUACGAAUAUUUCCCAUUGGGCUUGGAUGACUGGCAAGCACCCGUGGAUGCAGUUUAUCGACCACAUGUGGUACACCAUACCAAUAUGCCUGAGAUGAAGUUCGUUGCUACACGAGGUAGAAGUAAGCGAUACUUCGCUGCAGAAGAUGUUUUCUAGCAUUGUGGUUUGGUUGUGCAUGAUCUUGUAGCUAGGUGAUGAGCCCAACUUCUUUUUAGAGCUGCCGAAUACUGGAAACCUGCCAAAUUUGAAGGCGCUCGACCUUAGCCGGCUUCAAGAUUUUGGUUUUCAACACUCCACUUGGACGGAAUCUCUGUUAAAGGCUACCGCCGUUUUCUUUUCUUGGGUUUCUUCGAGAUGUACAGAUAUGUAAUGACCACGAGUUAUGGGGUUUGUUGUGGCGUGACGGAGUCUAAGAUAUCCGGGCCUCUUCUCUUCAUCUUUACUGAUGUCUGGCUCCCAAUAACUUUUUGUUCUAUUCUUUAUUCUUUAUCUUUUCUUUAGUGUAAUACAUAUAUACUGGCGUCAUGAUGUUAUGUGGAAGGAUCAGGGUACCUUGGGCUAAAGAACCACAAGGGAAAACUUGACAAUCGGCUGGCCGUCUGAAACUCUCUUUUUUACUUUUUUUCUUUUGUUUUUCAUUUAAUUUAUUUUUAUUUAUUCUAAUUUUUUUUGCACUUUUAUGUUUGCACGUGUAUACCAAUAGAUUCCGUUACCAUCCGCUCAGCCAGAGUUCAAUUUCCCACGUUCAUAUGGAUGCCUUGUGUUAUCCUGACUGCUGGUUGAUUGGUAUCUCUGGUCGACAAUAAUCGUGGAGCGACA